Messenger RNA from Pimephales promelas (fathead minnow), 1447 nucleotides. It is a transcript of the gene prkacab, whose product is annotated as protein kinase, cAMP-dependent, catalytic, alpha, genome duplicate b. Gene Ontology annotation, cellular component: nucleus; cAMP-dependent protein kinase complex; cytosol. Gene Ontology annotation, biological process: protein phosphorylation. The record is from RefSeq and is a predicted model, not a curated record. Gene Ontology annotation, molecular function: cAMP-dependent protein kinase activity; protein kinase A regulatory subunit binding; ATP binding. Lineage: Eukaryota; Metazoa; Chordata; Actinopteri; Cypriniformes; Leuciscidae.
AUGGGCAACACGCCGGCCGCCAAACGGGGAAACGAGAUGGAAAGCGUUAAAGAGUUUCUGGCCUUCGCCAAAGAAGAUUUCCUCAGGAAAUGGGAGAAUCCGGCACAGAACACGGCAGGCCUGGAGGACUUCGAGCGGCUGAAGACUCUGGGCACCGGCUCGUUCGGCCGCGUGAUGCUGGUCAGACACCGAGAGACCGGCCAGCACUACGCCAUGAAGAUCCUCAACAAACAGAAGGUGGUGAAGCUGAAGCAGAUCGAACACACACUAAACGAGAAGAGGAUCCUGCAGGCCGUCAGCUUCCCCUUCCUCGUGCGCCUGGAGUACUCCUUCAAGGACAACACUAAUCUCUACAUGGUGAUGCAGUACGUUCAGGGAGGGGAGAUGUUCUCACACCUGCGCAGAAUCGGCAGAUUCAGUGAACCCCAUGCACGCUUUUAUGCUUCACAAAUAGUUUUGACGUUUGAGUAUCUGCAUGCCCUUGACCUGAUCUACAGAGACCUUAAACCAGAGAACCUCCUCAUCGAUCAGCAGGGAUACAUCCAGGUGACAGACUUUGGCUUCGCGAAGCGGGUGAAGGGCCGCACGUGGACGUUGUGUGGGACCCCGGAGUAUCUGGCCCCGGAGAUCAUCCUCAGCAAGGGUUAUAAUAAGGCGGUGGACUGGUGGGCUCUGGGUGUGUUGAUGUACGAGAUGGCUGCUGGUUAUCCUCCAUUUUUCGCCGAUCAACCCAUUCAGAUCUACGAAAAGAUUGUCUCAGGAAAGGUACGGUUCCCGUCGCACUUCAGUUCGGACCUGAAGGACCUGUUGAGAAACCUGUUGCAGGUGGACCUCACCAAACGCUUCGGAAACCUUAAAAACGGAGUCAACGACAUUAAAGGACACAAGUGGUUCUCCACUACUGACUGGAUAGCCAUUUACCAGCGGAGGGUGGAGGCCCCGUUUGUGCCUAAAUGCAGAGGGCCCGGGGACACCAGCAACUUCGACGACUACGAGGAAGAGGAGAUCCGUGUGUCGUUCACGGAGAAGUGCGCAAAAGAAUUUGCCGAAUUCUAGAGGAAGAAACUAUAGAAAUCAGAGCGAGGGAUAUAGGUGGAGAAAGAGAGAGAGAGAGAGAGGAGAAAAAGUGCAUGAAUCUUAAAAACCGAUCCUUCCUCCUGUAAAACAGCAGAGAAACCAGCGGAAGAGUCCAGAGAAGACCUCCAGGGAUAAACAGUGAGGCCUUUAUCAUCUCCUCUAUUUUAAUCAUGUUUGCAAUUUUCUCUCUUUUUUUUUUUUUAAAUCUCUGUUCAUGUGAUAUUAACCAUGAUGGAUUCGAUAGGGUGUAAUUGUUGGCCUGUGGACUGGGAUUGUUGUUGCCGCACAAAAAAAAAAAAAAAAAAACAGACUGGAUUAGUUAAAUCUCUAAUCUUGAACAGUUACCACUAAGGUGGAAGUUCUCCACUAG